Messenger RNA from Protopolystoma xenopodis, 351 nucleotides. Lineage: Eukaryota; Metazoa; Platyhelminthes; Monogenea; Polystomatidea; Polystomatidae. The record is from the annotation of a GenBank genome assembly.
GUUUCGCGAAUCCUUUCGGAUGUCUUCUAUGCCAUUCAAGGUCUGACCGGAAUUUGGCCUGAAUCUAUUCAAGAGCUCACUAUAUCUAAAGCUCUACCCACCUCGGCAACUUCGACUAGCGACUUUCCAACUAUAUUCCUGCGUCGUCUCCACAACGGGGCGUUAACUCGUCUUUCGGUUUGUCAAGCGCAUCUGGACAAGCUAGGUGUGAAUGAGACAAGUACUUCGGUUACUGACUUAGAAAGGCUUCUGUUCGUCAGGCAGUUGCCGAUGGUAAGUCGUCUUAUCGACAGCUUGAUCGACUAUACGGCAAUUGUUUUUACUAUCAUCGUUAUUUCCUCCACAAAUUGA